AUGUCCCUCUCCACCGGCGCCACACUCAUCACCCUCUCGUUACUUAUGAACAAACUUUCCGGGCUGUACGGCAUUCUAGCCCUGCUCACCGGCUACGACCUCUCGGGCUUGCAGCUCUCGAUGUACAUCUACAGCAUCGCCGCCCUCGCGCUGACGGUCUACCUUGCGCCACACAUUCGAAGUCAGACGCCGCUGCAUUGUCUCGCCCUCGCCUGGUUCUACGUGCUGGACAGCGUCAUCAAUGCGGCGUACACAGGCGUCUUUGCGAUGACGUGGUUCUUGGUGCUGAUGCAGCAUAAUGCGGGAGUGGGCGAGGGCGAUAAGAAGGGCCCCGGUGCCAGCACGAUCGAUCAUACGAGCGGAUUCACGAAUCCAGAGGUCAAUGCCUCCAGCGUGGAGGUGGUGGCGAAUGCUGGGGAGGCUGAGGAUACUGUACAUGCAGUAGCUAGUGACGCACCGGCUGGCGUCGGAGGCUCUGGACACACAGUAGCUGGCGCCGUAUUAAGUACGGAGAGCAUGAACAGCAUUGGCAUAAUCGUGGCGCUUUGGACCGUGCGGCUAUAUUUCUGUGUGAUCAUGCUGGGUUGGGCCCGAGUGGUUGUCAGGCAACACAUCGCCGCCCAGGGUUCCAAGCAGAUGGAUUAUGCGGCCGCCAGCAAGGACGAGACUAUGAGUGCAAACCCCUUUGACGAGUCCAAGCCUGAGGGUCAAGGGUAUGGAGGCAAAAUUGGCAGGUUCUUGAUCGCCAUUGGCAGGAGUUACUGGUUGGGCAAGGAUGAGGAUGAUAGCUGGAUGUACGGCAUGACGAAGUUCCGGAAGAGUACGGAGGUGGGCACCAUGCUCAAAGAUAUACAGCCUGGCCCGACCGAGAGGGAGCGGAGACGAAGGAGCGGUACGGGCCCGCCGCUGCCCUUACCAGAGGCAACGGGAGAUGGAAAGACUCUGCAAUUGCCUGUUAGCAGCACAUGA
Cyphellophora europaea CBS 101466 is the source of this 969-nucleotide messenger RNA. RefSeq lists its product as uncharacterized. The transcript has a single exon. Gene Ontology annotation, cellular component: inositol phosphoceramide synthase complex; Golgi membrane. Gene Ontology annotation, molecular function: inositol phosphoceramide synthase regulator activity. Gene Ontology annotation, biological process: inositol phosphoceramide metabolic process. Lineage: Eukaryota; Fungi; Ascomycota; Eurotiomycetes; Chaetothyriales; Cyphellophoraceae. The coding region runs from base 1 to 969 and encodes 322 amino acids. The record is from RefSeq and is a predicted model, not a curated record.